This is a messenger RNA of Scleropages formosus (Asian bonytongue), 1889 nucleotides long. It is a transcript of the gene klf11b, whose product is annotated as Kruppel like factor 11b. Lineage: Eukaryota; Metazoa; Chordata; Actinopteri; Osteoglossiformes; Osteoglossidae. Gene Ontology annotation, biological process: regulation of transcription by RNA polymerase II. The transcript is spliced from 4 exons. Gene Ontology annotation, molecular function: RNA polymerase II cis-regulatory region sequence-specific DNA binding; DNA-binding transcription factor activity, RNA polymerase II-specific. The record is from RefSeq and is a predicted model, not a curated record. The coding region runs from base 116 to 1492 and encodes 458 amino acids.
CUGAGCGGAUCUGCGUUCAAUGAUCAUCGAGUGGACAGGUUUUUGUUGUUCUCUUUGUUCUCGUUGUCCUCUGCCAUACAUACAUAUACAUAAAUAAAUAAAUAUAAAAUACCGCAUGCAGACUUUUACGACUGAACUGAAUUUCGGAAUGGAAGAGUCAAACAGGGCAGAGCUCAUGGACGUCUGCGAGUCAAUCAUGGAGCGAAAGAGACACGACAGCGAGCAGUCGUCCUGCAGCGCGCUGGAAUACAACGACCUGGAGGCUGCUGAGGCUCUGGUGUUCAUGAGCGCCUGGGUUCAGAAGUCACACAGGCUGGAGCCCUGCAAGGCCCGACCCUUGACCCCUGCCUCAGACUCCUGCGACUCCCUCCCACAUCCAGACCCUGCAGAGCCCCCCAAGGACUUCGUCUCGCUAUCCUCGCUGUGCAUGACACCCCCUCAUAGUCCCAGCUUUUCCGAGGUCACCACCACCACCGCCACCACCACUUUGACCAGCUCCUGCACGGCACCCUGCAGGUCCAUUUCCACCAGCGUCAUACGCCACACAGCUGACAGCCUCCCCCAUCAGCCAUCACCACCCUACACCGCAAGCGAGGCACCCGUCAGUCAGCGGAAGCUGGAAAUCCGGGACUCCUGCUCCACGACCCCGUCACCUCCCCCUGCCCUCUCCUCAACUGCCCCGCCCUCACAGACAGAUUCAAAGAGCAAACAGCUCUUGUGCAGCAGCACUGGAGGAAACUGCACAGCCACACCCACUCCCCUGUCUCCGCCCCCCACCUCAAGUCCGCCAAUCAUCUGCCAGAUGUUGCCUAUGAACACUCAGCCGGGGAUGAUCUCCGCAAUCAUCCAGACCCCCGUGCAGACGGCAGCGCCCGGGAUGAAAUCCAUCCUACCGCAGACGGCCACCUUCUCGCAGCCAUUCCUUAUGGGAGCCCCGCUGGCCCAGGGCGCAGUGAUGUUUGUGGUGCCGCAGUCACCCGUGUCCCAGCCCCCUCAGUGUCCCCAGACCGUCAUGACCCUCGGUCACCCCAAGCUCCUACCUCUGGCUCCCGCUCCGGUAUACGUGCCCUCGGGUCAGAGCGGCAACUCGCAGGUGGACUUUUCCCGCCGUCGGAACUACGUCUGCAACUUCCCCGGCUGUCGGAAGACCUACUUCAAGAGCUCGCACCUCAAGGCACAUCUUAGAACUCACACAGGGGAGAAGCCCUUCAGCUGCAACUGGGACGACUGCGACAAGAAGUUUGCGCGCUCCGACGAGCUGUCCCGCCAUCGGCGCACGCACACGGGCGAGAAGAAGUUCGUGUGUCCCGUGUGCGACCGGCGCUUCAUGCGCAGCGACCACCUGACCAAACACGCGCGCCGACACAUGACCACCAAGAAGAUGCCGAGCUGGCAGGCCGAGGUCCGCAACCUCAACAAAAUGGCUGUGGCCAAGGCGCCUCCCCCGAGCGGCGCCGUCCCCCUCGGCGUGCUCGCGAGCCCCCCCAAGUAGCCGACCCAUUCCAGCCGAUCAGCUGCCUCAGGACUUCUCACAAAACUACAACAACGAGGGAAGAUGACAAAAGCUGCUAAGUAGCUCAUGGGAAAAAAAUGCCAAAAUGCACUGGACAUUCUCUUUUGCUUUAUUCUUUAAUUUGUUUUUUUUUUUUUCCUGCAAAAGAAUUUGUUUACUUCCAUAUCUUACGAAAUGUAUGCACUCUGCCAAAGCCUUUAUAUGAAGUUAGUCCAUAAUUAUGUGUGUUUAUUUGUACCUGUGUGUGCGUGUGUCUGUGUCAGUGUAUAUAACUGACUCUUUGGUGUACUCAGAAUGGCAUUUCUUUUAUAGAAAAACGUAUUGAUUCGUUGAUUCUCUAAGUGGACAGUAAUUCUACACUGUGACUGAUGAAUUA